Acaulospora colombiana is the source of this 708-nucleotide messenger RNA. The record is from the annotation of a GenBank genome assembly. NCBI's taxonomy places the organism in Eukaryota, Fungi, Glomeromycota, Glomeromycetes, Diversisporales, Acaulosporaceae.
AGGGACUUGAGUCUUGUACCGCUGAAAUUCAGGCCUCCGAUGCAUUUUUGCUAGAUGGAAAGCGUGUAAUUCUCUUCGAUACACCCGGCUUUGACGAUAGCAACCUGGACGAUGUCGAGGUCUUACGGAAAGUCACAAGUAUCAAAAAGGCCGGAAGUUAUCCGAAUUUCCACAUGUUUAGCGAGCUGUGUGGGAGCGAGGUGAUGAACAAUGUCGUGAUAGUAACCAAUAUGUGGGAAACUGUCAGUCAAGAAAUAGGAGAGCGUCGUGAGCGUCAGUUGUCUAUAACCGCUGAUCAUUUUGGCUCUGCAGUUAAGGCAGGAGCAAAGAUGGUCAGGCAUUACGACAACUACGAGUCUACGAAGAACAUUCUACGACUUGUUCUUCCUAAUGUUCCCGAGGCGCUUCGCAUCCAAAAGGAAAUCGCAGAUAAGAAUCUAGAAUUACACCAGACCAGUGCGGGGAAGGUUCUCUACAAGGAGCAAGAGCAGUUAAUCAGAAGCCACCAGGAAGAGAUCAAACAGUUGAAGCAGCAAAUGAUCAGGGAAAUCGAGGCUCAAAGGAAAAAGUCAGAUGCUCGGAUCCAAGAACUUCAGGAUGAUUUGAAGAAGGCACAAACCAGCUUCAAUGACUUGAAUCGUAGCUGGAAAGAAGAGAGGCCCAAACUCGAAGGGAGGAUCAGAGAAUUGGAGCAAAAUUCGGGCUCAG